This is a messenger RNA of Dothidotthia symphoricarpi CBS 119687, 1428 nucleotides long. RefSeq lists its product as uncharacterized. The transcript has 2 exons. Gene Ontology annotation, cellular component: endoplasmic reticulum; ERMES complex. The coding region runs from base 1 to 1428 and encodes 475 amino acids. Gene Ontology annotation, molecular function: lipid binding. The record is from RefSeq and is a predicted model, not a curated record. Gene Ontology annotation, biological process: phospholipid transport; mitochondrion organization. Lineage: Eukaryota; Fungi; Ascomycota; Dothideomycetes; Pleosporales; Dothidotthiaceae.
AUGCCGUACACACCCUACUGGGUCAGCAACGACCCCCAACCAGCCCUCCUCCCGCCAAUCCAACCACCAUCCUCUCUCUCCUUCACCCAGGGCUUCCUACUCGGCCAGCUCUCCAUCGCCCUAAUAAUCUUCUUCUUCAUAAAGUUCUUCAUCUUCGGCGACCCGCCCUCCGCCGACGACCGCGCGCUACACCUCUCCUCGCUGCGCCGCGCCCGCACCCUCGCCCACCAACACACGACCCGCAAACGCUCAAACUCCAACUCGACCUCGCUCCUCCGCCACAAAGACUCGCGCAGCAUAAUCCGCAAGGGAGAGGAAUCGCGUGGCGGGCCCAGCAUCGCCACCAUCCUCGCCAAAACAUACUACAAUGUCAAGGGCCACCAACCAGAGAGUCUGGACUGGUUCAACGUGCUGAUUGCGCAGACAAUCGCCCAACUGCGCGCAGAUGCCAGGCAGGACAACGCCGUGCUGACGUCGCUGACGGACAUCCUGAAUGGCGGGGUGAAACCGGAUUGGAUUGGCGAUAUCCACGUCACUGAGAUCGCGCUGGGGGAUGAAUUCCCCAUCUUCAGCAACUGCCGCGUCAUGCCCGCGGAAGACAGCGGCGUCGGGGGUGUAGACGAGACACGGCUCCAGGCGAAGAUGGACGUGGAUCUCAGCGACGUGAUCACGAUUGGUAUCGAAACGACGCUGAAUCUCAACUGGCCGAAGCCCAUGAGCGCCGUGCUCCCCGUCGCACUCGCAGUAAGCAUCGUCCGCUUCUCCGGCACACUGGCCCUAUCCUUCAUCCCGUCGAGUUCGCCCGACGCGCAGAAACACCAGGACGCCGAGCACGCCGACGCAAAACCUCCGCCUUCUACACCCACACCGAAAUCCCCAAAAACGCCCGCCCCCGCCCCUCCACAAGAACACCCCCACCGCCCAACAACCCUCUCCUUCACCUUCCUGCACGACUACCGCCUAGACCUGUCCGUCCGCUCCCUGGUCGGCUCACGCUCCCGGCUCCAAGACGUGCCCAAGAUCGCUCAACUAAUCGAGUCCCGCGUGCACGCCUGGUUCGACGAGCGCGCCGUCGAGCCGCGCUUCCAGCAGAUUGUCCUUCCCUCCCUCUGGCCGCGGAAACACAAUACGCGGGGUGGCGAGGAAGACGUGAUUAUCGAUGAUGAGGAGGAUGGGGACGGGGUUAUGGCAUUGGGGGAAGUAAUGACGGCAGAGCAGAAGCUCGAGGACGAGGGGCGGAAGAUCAGGGAUGCGGAGGUCAGGGCGGGCGAGCGCAAGAAAGGCGCUACUAGUUCUGGUUCUAUGCCUGUGAUGCGGGAGGAAGAUGGGAGUGGUGUACGGAGGAGACCGCAGCCAGCGAGCCGGUUUAGUUCUUUUUCGCAGGGCAUGACGGGGUUGAGGGGGAUGCCGGGCGCGAUGCCGUGGUGA